Messenger RNA from Fundulus heteroclitus (mummichog), 1372 nucleotides. It is a transcript of the gene gpn1, whose product is annotated as GPN-loop GTPase 1. The record is from RefSeq and is a predicted model, not a curated record. Bases 55 to 1236 code for a protein of 393 amino acids. The transcript has 13 exons. NCBI's taxonomy places the organism in Eukaryota, Metazoa, Chordata, Actinopteri, Cyprinodontiformes, Fundulidae. Gene Ontology annotation, molecular function: GTPase activity.
UUUACGGCACUGCCUGCUUGUUGACGGCCAUCAGUUGCCAUAGAAACCACCAACAUGGCGGCGGCGGCGGCACAGACGGAUCCACCGGAGAACGGAGAGAGUUCGGCACCGGGAGCGGAGGGAGGUUCGGCCGCGGUUCCGGGCUCCCCGGUGUGUCUCAUCGUGUUGGGCAUGGCGGGUUCCGGGAAGACCACCUUCGUCCAGAGGCUGACGGCUCAUCUCCACGCCCAGAACUCCGCUCCUUACGUCAUCAACCUGGACCCUGCUGUGCACGAGGUGCCGUUUCCUGCCAACAUCGACAUCAGAGACACGGUGAACUACAAGGAGGUGAUGAAGCAGUACAGCCUGGGGCCCAACGGCGGCAUCGUCACCUCGCUCAACCUCUUCGCCACGCGCUUUGACCAGGUGAUGCAGUUCAUCGAGAAGAAGCGUCAGAACCACCGGUACGUCCUGAUCGACACGCCGGGUCAGAUUGAGGUCUUCACCUGGUCGGCGUCAGGAACCAUCAUCACGGAGGCUCUGGCGUCGUCCUUUCCCUGCGUGGUGAUCUACGUGAUGGACACGUCUCGCAGCGUCAACCCCGUCACCUUCAUGUCCAACAUGCUGUACGCCUGCAGCAUCCUCUAUAAGACCAAGCUGCCCUUCAUCGUGGCCAUGAACAAGACCGACAUCAUCGAUCACAGCUUCGCCGUGGAGUGGAUGCAGGACUUUGAGGCCUUCCAGGAUGCUCUGAACCAAGAGACGUCGUACGUGAGCAACCUGACCCGCUCCAUGAGCCUGGUUCUGGACGAGUUCUACACCAACCUGAGGGUGGUGGGCGUGUCGGCGGUGACGGGAAGCGGCCUGGACGAGCUCUUUGUUCAGGUGGAAGAUGCAGCCAAAGAAUACGACAGGGACUACCGGCCGGAGUAUGAGCGACUGCGCAGGCAGCUGGUGGAGGCGCAGAGCAGGAAGCAGCAGGAGCAGCUGGAGCGCCUCAGGAAGGACCUGGGAGCCGUGGACUUGGCCUCCGCUGCGUCUCCAGGGGAACCGGACCGGGCCGGACCCAGCGACCUGAUCAUGACCCGCGGGAUGCCUGACGACAGCGAGGAGGAGCAGGACAGCGACACGGACGACAUCGACCACUGCGCGACCGAGGAGAGCAAGGAGGGCGACGCCUUCGGAAACUUCCUGAAGGAGAGGAAGGAAGUUGUUCAGGUGCGGAACAGGAAGUGCACCACGCCCGACGCGCCCUGACCAAUAAAACGGAGCAGCUGAUUGGCUGCUUUCCCACUGGGAGGAGAAGAAGAAGAAGAAAAGUCUUUAUUUUUAUAUGAAAACUCUGUAAAAGUACUGAAAUAAAGUUCUGAGCUGCGGUCUGCGGCCAACAUGA